Messenger RNA from Boleophthalmus pectinirostris (great blue-spotted mudskipper), 883 nucleotides. RefSeq names its product sex comb on midleg-like protein 2. The record is from RefSeq and is a predicted model, not a curated record. Gene Ontology annotation, biological process: regulation of DNA-templated transcription. Bases 107 to 883 code for a protein of 258 amino acids. The transcript has 7 exons. Lineage: Eukaryota; Metazoa; Chordata; Actinopteri; Gobiiformes; Gobiidae. Gene Ontology annotation, cellular component: nucleus.
CUGCAGCGAACAUGGCGGCUCGCAUCUGAUGGAAACUGAGGAUUCUCUGACCAAAAUACGCUGCUCACACGCUCGGUGAUUUCCUUUUCAACAUCCUGUGGUCAACAUGGGCCGCACUCCACACAGAGAUCAGAAAGAGGAGAAGAAGGAGCGGAGGAGCGGCCUCUCUGUGGGGUCUGCCCUUGACAAAUCCACUGAACCAUUUAGUUGGGAUGACUAUCUGAAAGAAACCUCCUCCAUCGCAGCCCCGCCCUCAUGCUUCAAACAGUCCAGAGUCCCUCCCUCCAAUGACUUCAAGGCGGGCAUGAAGCUGGAGGCGCGGGACCCUCGAAACUCCAACUCUGUGUGCAUCGCCACGGUGAUGGGCAUGGUGGGCACGCGGCUACGGCUCAGACUCGACGGAAGUGACAACACCAACGACUUCUGGAGAUUGGUCGAUUCGUCCGAGAUUCAGCCAAUAGGAACGUGCGAGAGGAGCGGUGACAUGCUGCAGCCGCCUCUAGGUUUUAGGAUGAAUGCUUCUUCGUGGCCUAUGUUCCUUCUUCGAACUCUGAGUGGAGCAGAAAUGGCCCCAAGUUCUGUUUUUAAGAAGGAACCUGUGAGUCCAGCGAAAAACAUGUUCCAGCCUGGGAUGAAACUGGAGGCGGUGGACAGGAAGAACCCAUAUCUGAUCUGUCCCGCCACGGUAGGAGAGGUCAGAGGUCAGGAGAUAUUCGUCAUGUUUGAUGGAUGGAGGGGGGCCUUCGACUACUGGUGCCCCUACGACUCCAGAGACAUUUUCCCGGUCGGAUGGUGCGCCAUGACUAAACACAGCCUACAGCCCCCGGGGAACUUCUGUGAGUAUGAUUUAUGGUUUAUGGGAGGGUGUGGUGUCCAAUACUGA